Molecule: messenger RNA, 2602 nt
Organism: Haemorhous mexicanus (house finch)
Lineage: Eukaryota; Metazoa; Chordata; Aves; Passeriformes; Fringillidae
Gene: LCK
Product: LCK proto-oncogene, Src family tyrosine kinase
Exons: 13
Coding region: 696-2222 (508 amino acids)
Biological process (GO): protein phosphorylation; innate immune response; B cell receptor signaling pathway
Cellular component (GO): extrinsic component of cytoplasmic side of plasma membrane
Molecular function (GO): signaling receptor binding; ATP binding; non-membrane spanning protein tyrosine kinase activity
Source: RefSeq, a predicted model, not a curated record
UCGCCUCUGCUCGUCAGGCGGAAACCGGGGCGAGGCGGGGACGGCGGCGGCGCAGCCGGGCCGGGGGCUGCGCUCCGCACCCCGAAAGGCUCGGGGGGCUCCUCUUUGCACCCCAAAAGAUCCGGGGAGCUCCUCUUUGCGCCCCAAAAGAUCCGGGGAGCUCCUCUUUGCGCCCCAAAAGAUCCGGGGGCGCUCCUCUUUGCACCCCAAAAGAUCCGGGGAGCUCCUCUUUGCGCCCCAAAAGAUCCGGGGAGCUCCUCUUUGCGCCCCAAAAGAUCCGGGGGCGCUCCUCUUUGCACCCCAAAAGGCUCGGAGGCUCCGCUCUGCACCCCGCAAGGUUCGAGGGGCUCCUUUCCGCACCCUAUAAAGCUCGGGGGGCUCCGCUCUGCACCCCAAAAGGCUUGGGGGGCUCCGCUUUGAACCCACCCAGCUCGGGGGGCUCUAUUCUGCACCCUAAAAGGAUCGGGGGGCUCCGCUCUGCACCCCCAAAAGGAUCGGAGGGCUCCGCUCCGCACCCCAUAAAUCUCGGGGGGCUCCUCUCCGCACCCCACCCGGCUCGGGGGGCUCCACUCCGCACCCCAUAAAUCUCGGGGGGCUCCGCUGGGGCUGCCGAGGAUGAGGAGGAUGUGACGGGCGCGGCCGCAGCGGGACAUGGCACAGUGAGAGCCGCUCCUCACCCGCUGCCGCCAGCCACCAUGGGCUGCUGCUGCAGCUCGGACUACGACGAGGACUGGAUCGAGAACAUCGACAUCUGCGAGCACUGCAAUUACCCCAUCGAGCCCGACAGCAAGCGCCAGAGGCCGAUCCGCAACGGCUCCGAGGUCCGAGACCCCCUGGUGUCCUACGAGUCCUCGUCACCUCCGUGCUCCCCCAUGCAAGACAAGCUGGUGGUGGCCCUGUACAACUACGAGCCCAAGCAUGACGGGGACCUGGGGCUGCGCAAGGGGGAGAAGCUGCGCGUGCUGGAGGAGAAUGGUGAGUGGUGGAAGGCACAGUCGCUCACCACGGGCCAGGAGGGGCUGAUCCCACACAACUUCGUGGCCUUGGUGAACAGCCUGGAGCCCGAGCCGUGGUUCUUCAAGAACAUCAGCCGCAAGGACGCCGAGCGGCAGCUCCUGGCCUCGGGCAACACCCACGGCUCCUUCCUCAUCCGCGAGAGCGAGACCUCCAAAGGCUCGUACUCGCUGUCCGUGCGGGACCUGGACGAGAGGCAGGGAGAGACGGUGAAGCACUACAAGAUCCGGAACCUGGACAGCGGCGGCUUCUACAUCUCCCCCCGCGCGCCCUUCGGCAGCCUCAGGGAGCUGGUGCAGCACUACACACGCAGCUCCGACGGGCUCUGCUGCCGCCUGGGCAAGCCCUGCCGGACGCAGAAGCCGCAGAAGCCGUGGUGGCAGGACGAGUGGGAGGUGCCGCGGGAGUCGCUGAAGCUGGUGGAGAAGCUGGGAGCGGGGCAGUUCGGAGAGGUCUGGAUGGGCUUCUACAACGGGCACACGAAGGUGGCAGUGAAGAGCCUGAAGGCUGGCAGCAUGUCCCCCAGCGCCUUCCUGGCCGAGGCCAACCUGAUGAAGAAGCUGCAGCACGCGCGGCUGGUGCGGCUCUACGCCGUGGUCACCAAGGAGCCCAUCUACAUCAUCACCGAGUUCAUGGAGAAGGGCAGCCUCGUGGAUUUCCUCAAGACCUCGGAAGGAGUCAAGCUCAGCAUCAACAAACUCCUGGACAUGGCAGCUCAGAUUGCUGAAGGCAUGGCUUUCAUCGAGGCCAAGAAUUACAUCCACAGGGACCUGAGGGCCGCCAACAUCCUGGUCUCGGACACUCUGUGCUGCAAAAUCGCCGAUUUUGGGCUGGCCCGGCUCAUCGAGGACAACGAGUACACGGCUCGGGAGGGGGCCAAAUUCCCGAUUAAGUGGACGGCGCCCGAGGCCAUCAACUACGGCACGUUCACCAUCAAGUCGGACGUGUGGUCCUUCGGCAUCCUGCUCACCGAGAUCGUCACCUACGGCCGGAUCCCGUAUCCAGGCAUGACGAACCCCGAGGUGAUCCAGAACCUGGAGCGCGGGUACCGCAUGCCGCAGCCCGAGCAGUGCCCGCCGGAGCUGUAUGAGCUGAUGAGGCAGUGCUGGAAGGAGAGCCCCGAGGAGCGCCCCACCUUCGACUUCCUCAGGAGCGUCCUCGAGGAUUUCUUCACCGCCACCGAGGGCCAGUACCAGCAGCAGCCCUGAGCCCUCAGACCCCACAGACCCCAUGGACGCCGCCUCAGGCUGGCGGUGAACUCUGGGAGGAUUUGAAGCGCUCCAAAGCUUUGGGAACAGCAGAUUUGACUCCUUCAGGAGGGGCUGAGCAGACCCCCAAGCGCUGGGGGAUGGCAGAGGUGCCCACCCUGCUGUCCCUGCCCUUCCCGGGGGCACAGCCAGGCCCCGGCCCCUCAGGGCUCCCCUCAGCCCGCUCUGAGGUGCCCCCCUCACACCCCGGGCAUGGCUGGAGCUCCCCCAGCAGCGCUGGCCACUGCACCCCCGGCUGUGGGACACUCCUUCUCCACCCCAGGGCGUCUGCAGGACCCGUCCCACAAUAAUUUUGGGGAAAUAAAGGCAUUUUCAGCGGC